CUAAUUAAAGUCAAAUCUCAGAUGCGUCUCCAAGUGUAUCUAAUUAUACGUGAAGGAAUUGACUUUGGUGCCUUAAAAGCAGCAUUUCACAAAGAGAGAAAAAAAAAGAACGAAAGAAAUGGGGAGAUCAGACGAAAAAGAAAUGGAGAUUGUUCUGUCUCUGAAACUAGAUACUAAACAAGAGCACAUGGAAGCAGUCAAACAUCCGUCUAAAAUGCAAAGGGAUGAUAAUCAACAUAAAGCUGUAGAUUUGCAAGAUAAGGAGGACCAACAGACAUCAAUGGCUGCCACAGGGGAAGUAGAAGUAGAAGAUUCAGCACCGUUACAAGGACACAGGAAGGCUGAAGAGUUGUCCAUGCUACAAAUGGAGAUGAAUCGCAUGAAAGAAGAGAACAAAGUGUUAAGGAAAGAGGUGGAAAGAACUUUGCAGGACUACAAUCAUCUUCAGAUGAAGUUUGCUGUUAUUCAGCAAAACAACCCCAACAAGGAACCUCGAAUUUUUCUCUCGCUUAAUGCAAAUGAAAGCUCAAGUCAAGAACAGCAGGCAAACCAAAGGAACUUAAAUACUGUCAACCACCGAAAACAUGGGUCGCCAUUAUUACAUGAUAAUGAUGAUGAAGAGAAGAAUGAACUAGGGUUGUCAUUAAGGCUCGAAACCAUCUCAAGUCAACGAGGAAUUGGAGAAGAAGAGCAUAAAAAAGAAAGUCAAGGAGCCCAAAACGUUGAAUCGGUGCAAAACAAGCUUCACCAAAGUCAAUCGUCAGCCAUCACAAGCAAUGCUGUUUCUACACCUAAUAGAAAACCUAGGGUUUCCGUUAGAGCAAGAUGUCAAACAGCUACUAUGAAUGAUGGGUGUCAAUGGAGGAAAUAUGGGCAGAAAAUUGCUAAAGGAAACCCUUGCCCACGUGCCUACUAUCGUUGCACGGUAGCACCAGGAUGCCCAGUCAGGAAACAAGUGCAACGAUGCUUGGACGACAUGUCGGUUCUUAUAACAACAUACGAAGGAACUCACAAUCAUCCACUCCCUGUUGGUGCAACCGCCAUGGCUUCAAUAGCUUCAUCAGCUUCACCCUCCUUCGUGUUACUUGAUUCAAGCAGCUCUCUCUCUAAUGGUAUUCCAAACAAUCAACACAUAAACUCAUUACCUACCAACCUUAGUGACCCUUCAAAAGGAAUCCUUCAUAACCUCACAAACGAUCACCAUUUCGAUCAUCAAAUGUUGCCCACAGUUCCAUCAGCACAUCAACAAGUUUUUCCAUGGAUGCCGAGCAGAUUAAACCAGAACAACGGCAGAGAAUGGAAAUCAUCUGAAGAUGAAGAUAAGUCAUUGUUAGCUGAAAAUGUUAAAGCUAUUGCUACAGAUCCUAACUUUAGGGUCGCAGUGGCGGCUGCUAUUACAUCUCUAACAAAUAAAGAAGCUCAAACAAAUCAUCAUCAUCCCAUUGCUAUGGGUUCUUCGUUGGUUGGUAGGGUGUCAGAGAGUGGGAGCUCUAGUGCCAACAAUUGGGUGCUUGAAUCUCUCUUGGAAACUAGUAAGCCCAUUCAUCAUUCACCCUAGAAUUUAGUAAAAAUUCAUAUUAUCAUUUGGGAAAUAUUUUGUUUAUUAGUGAACAUUAAACACGGAUUAAAGAGUAUAUGAGAAAGCUAUUUACUUUUAGAGAAAGACUUGUAUGAAAUAGUGAUUCUAAGAGAAAAAAUUUUAUUUGUUGUUUUCUUAUUGGAAAUGGAUAAGGAUGAUGUGAAA
Molecule: messenger RNA, 1744 nt
Organism: Gossypium arboreum
Lineage: Eukaryota; Viridiplantae; Streptophyta; Magnoliopsida; Malvales; Malvaceae
Product: probable WRKY transcription factor 9
Exons: 5
Coding region: 119-1558 (479 amino acids)
Biological process (GO): regulation of DNA-templated transcription
Molecular function (GO): sequence-specific DNA binding; DNA-binding transcription factor activity
Source: RefSeq, a predicted model, not a curated record